AUGGAUACCUCUCCUUCCAUCUACCAGCAACCACCACGUCCAAACUUCUUCCGCACCCGGCUAGGAGAGUUUGUGUUGCUCUUCUUCGUCCUAUACUACACGCUAGCUGCCACCAUCCUGCUGUUCAUUGUGCACGAGCGCCCAAGACAAGAGGAAAUCUCAGCAACAUCCAAUAUGUCUAGACGUACCCACCUUUCAAAUUACACCCGCGACACCUGCUCCCUCCCCGAGCCGUGCCUCAAGCAAGAGCAAACGGCCACCCUCCUCGCCCUCUUUGCCGGUUUCGUUGCCGCUGACCAGUGGUACGCGCAUCAUUGGAUCUUGGCUGUGCUGAAGAGCCAGGUGAUCAUUUUCAUCGGGCUCGUAUGCUUGGGGCUUUGGCUUCAUGGAAAGGGGUUUCAGGUGUGGGGAGUAACGCUUCUUUCGUGGCUCAUAAGGGGGUUGAUUGCGCUGGCGGGGUGGUGGGCGGUGGAUUUGACGUUUUGGAUUGUAGGGGGGAUUUACGGGACACCUGGGUGUCCGGUGGGUGAUGAUGGGGAUCAAGAUUAGUUCGUGAAACCCGGCUUGCAGAAAAUGGAAGGAGGGAUUCCUGUUGGACUUUUUAUCUAUUCGGGAGGGAGUGCGUGUCAGCUUGAGCCGAUGCAAGCCAUUAAAUGCCUACCCAUGUAGAGGUAAUAUUCGGAUAGGUAUCUGGGCAUUGUUGGUUGUAGCUAGAGGGAGCUAUUUGCCUAUUACUACUUGAUGGAAGGAAGACAGUUGUUGGGUAAUAAGAACCAACUGCGAUUCCCG
Molecule: messenger RNA, 789 nt
Organism: Neurospora hispaniola
Lineage: Eukaryota; Fungi; Ascomycota; Sordariomycetes; Sordariales; Sordariaceae
Exons: 2
Coding region: 1-549 (182 amino acids)
Source: RefSeq, a predicted model, not a curated record